Messenger RNA from Symbiodinium natans, 321 nucleotides. NCBI's taxonomy places the organism in Eukaryota, Dinophyceae, Suessiales, Symbiodiniaceae. The record is from the annotation of a GenBank genome assembly.
UUGGCGGGCGUCAGCCCAGCUCGUCCCCUCUUCCUGGCAACAAACAGCCAGGACAAGGAGGAGCUUCGGAGGUUGCCCGAGAUGGUCUUGCAUCACUUCGGGGCGGCGACCCGCCUGCUGCAGGAGAUCGACCUCUUUGCUGCCAUCCCGCCAGAGGCUCGUCCUGUGGUAGAGCUGCUGAUAGCGGCAGAUGCCACGAGCUUUGUGGGAAAUGCCAUCAGCACGUUCUCCAUGAACAUCCUCAUGGAGCGCGACGUGCUUGGCAAGCACCGGAACAGCACCAUCUUCCAGGGCCUGGGCAGCGUGGACAGCUGGGGCUAG